UUAUUCGGGUAUCUGGAUCUCGAUGAUGGGAUUAAUAAACAAACAUAAAAACUAUUUCUAUUUUUAAAAAUUGAUAACCUUUUCAUUUUAGAGGGGGUGUCUUAUAUAUGUAUGUAGGUAUAUUUAACAGAGUGUAGAUAUUUAAAUCCGAGGUCGGACUGUAUUUAAAUUGAUAUAGGUAAAUAAAAUUAUUUUUACCUAUAAUUUUAGUGCUAGCCAAAAAUACAAAGUGGAUGGAUAAAUUAAGAGAAACAAAAUAUACAAUUGGCUUAUGUGAAAUGUUCCAUACAGGAGCAUUAAUGAUUUUCCCACUUGUUGGUAUUCCAACAAAGAAUAUUGUUCUGACUAGAACUUUGCCUUUUGAUACCCAUUUUUAUUAUUUGAUGGGUUUAAAUGAAAAAAUUAUUUCUAAAAAUAUUCCUGAGCGACGAACAUUAUUAGCUGUUGGAAGGGAAGCAUUAACACAAACAUACAGAAUUAGGGAUGAUUAUGAAAAUGAAUGGGAAACAAAUAAAAUAUAUUAUGAAAAUGCAGAAGAAGCAUUUAAAAUAAUUUAUGGAAAAAAUGGAAUUGAAUUUAAAAAUUUUGAAAAUUUAAUUAAGGAAACAAAAUAUAUUUUUUGUAAUCUCCAACUAGAAUUAGAUUUUAAGGAAAUUGAAGAAAUAUUUUUAAAUGAGGAAACUUUAAAAGAAAAAGUUAAAUUUAUUGGCGGAAUUAUUGCUACGGAGCCUGCACCAAUUAAGCCUGUAAUUUUUUUGCAAUAUUACGAGUCCAAUAAUUGUGUUUUGUUAAUAUUAUAUGUAUCAUUCUAA
Meloidogyne enterolobii is the source of this 812-nucleotide messenger RNA. Lineage: Eukaryota; Metazoa; Nematoda; Chromadorea; Rhabditida; Meloidogynidae. The record is from the annotation of a GenBank genome assembly.